GAAUGUUGGUCCUCAGCAGCACCAAGGAGGGACCUGCAAAUUAGCAAGAAGAAAUAAUAAAAAAACAAUCCCUGCUCAGCCCUGGCUGUUUGUGGGAUGGAGCAGUGCAACCAUUUCCAAAUGCAGCAAAGACAGCACUGAUGGACCAGACAAGGCACCUGCUGCUAGGGAACCCACCAAAACUGGCAGCACCUCAGCAAGGGCAGGAUCAGUCCCUGACAUCUUCCCGACUACUCCUGCCGGAGUCCCAGCCAGACAGGCACUGCAGGGAGCCUGGUUUCCCUGGCAGCAGCAUUUCAGAGAGCCCUCGGACCCCCAGCAGCAGCCACACCUCGGGGUGCUGUGGGAGCCCUGCAUUCCUCGGGGAGCCCCCCUGACAGCACCUCUGAGCACCUGGGAGGGAGAACUGGGCCGUGUGAGUUGCUUACUUAGAAUCUGUACCCUACUCAAGGAGGCUUUAAAGGAGCAUCAUCACAUCCCACCAUGAACGGGUACCUGAGCGAAUCCGAUUUCCUGAUGGUGGAGGAGGGAUUCACCACCAGAGACCUCCUGGAGAACCUCCCCGGGGAGCUGUGCCAGGGGAGCGACCAGCAAGCCUUCUUCGUGGCAGACCUCGGGGAUGUUGUGAAGAAGCACCUGCGUUUCCUGAAGGCCCUACCCCGGGUGAAACCCUAUUUCCCAGUGAAAUGCAACGGCAGUGAAGGAGUGAUUCGGCUGCUGGCAGAGCUGGGGGCAGGCUUUGCCUGUGCCAACAAGGCUGAGAUCACCCGGGUUCAAGGCAUUGGAGUGCCAGCUGACAGGAUCUUCUACAGCAGCCCCUGCAAGCAGGUUGCCCACAUCAGGUACGCGGCGAGGCACGGCGUGCAGCUGAUGACCUUCGACAACGAGGUGGAGCUGAGCAAGGUGGCCAGGAGCCACCCCCGUGCCAGGAUGUUGUUGGGGAUCUCCGCUGACUCCAGCCCUUCUGUCCACCCGAGCAUGACAUUUGGGACCACGCUCGAAUCCUGCCGGCACCUGCUGGAGGCUGCCAAGGAGCAGGCUGUGGAGGUGGUUGGCAUCAGCUUCCACCUCGGCAGCCGUGGCCUGGAGCCCCAGGCCUUCGCUGAGGCCGUGGCUGCAGCACAGCUGGUGUUUGACAUGGGCACCGAGCUGGGCUACCAGAUGCACCUCCUGGACAUCGGCGGGGGCUUCCCCGGCACCGAGGACGCCAGAGCCCGCUUCGAGGAGAUCGCUGCCGUGGUGAGCUCUGCCUUGGAUUUGUACUUCCCGGACGGCUCCGGGGUGGAGGUGGUGGCCAGGCCGGGCCGGUACUACGUCACCUCUGCCUUCACCUUCGCUGCCAGCAUCGCCGCCCUGGAAGAGGUCCCCGUGGAGCAGCCUGGCUCUGAUGAGGAGGAGCCGGGCAGGGGGAAGAGCCUCGUGUAUCACCUCAGCGACGGCAUCUACGGCGCCUUCAGCUGCCUCCUGUUCGACAGCCCCUGCCCCAGGCCUCGGCUGCACAGGAGAGCCUGCCCGGAGCGCCCGUCCCGCAGCAGCAGCCUCAGGGGCCCCCCCGGGGAUCGCAUCGCCGACGGGCUGGAGCUGCCCCGGCUGCACGUGGGGGACUGGCUGCUCUUUGGGGACAUGGGGGCCUACACCGUGCCAGCCUCGCCCCAGCUCGGGGGGUGUCCCCAGCCACGCGUCACCUACGCCAUGUCCCGCCUGGCCUGGAAAGCCGUCCAGCUCUUCCAGGGAAAGCCCCCCCAGGCGGAAGACGAGCGUGAGAGCCUCUGCACCCCCCUGUCCUGCGGCUGGGAGAUGGCAGAGACCCUCUGUGUCCCCCCCGUCUUCGCUCCCACCGGCAUCAUCUGAGCAGGGACGGCACGGGGCGGGGGGAAGACCCAUGGAGGGGAAAGGGCUGGGAUGGUACCAGGAGGGAAAAGGUCCUGCAGUGGGAAAGGUCCCUUGGUGGCACUGGUGGGGGAAAGGUCUCCUGUCUGUGCUGGAGGAGGGAAAGGUCCCACAGUGGGAAAGGUCCCCUGGCAGCACCAGGGGGAAGGAUGUGCCCUCCUGCUCCUGGCACUCCCCCCGGCACUGCACUGGGAACUUCCAAGUAAAUCCUGUCCCAUGGAUCCUGCCCCAUAAAUCCUGCUCCUCCA
This is a messenger RNA of Myiozetetes cayanensis, 2138 nucleotides long. RefSeq names its product antizyme inhibitor 2 (gene AZIN2). The record is from RefSeq and is a predicted model, not a curated record. Lineage: Eukaryota; Metazoa; Chordata; Aves; Passeriformes; Tyrannidae. The transcript has 11 exons. The coding region runs from base 484 to 1851 and encodes 455 amino acids. Gene Ontology annotation, cellular component: cytoplasm. Gene Ontology annotation, molecular function: catalytic activity.